AUGUUCAUAGCCCAACAUAUCGAUUACGCUCAUUGCAUGUAGGCCUACAGAUCCCUCUGGAGCCACAUGCCUGUGCUUUUUGUUUUGUCAAUAAGACAGCGCACUUGUACUUAUUUGACUUAGAAUACAAACUUGUCCUACCUGGUAUUUCAGGUUUCAGAUGUGAACUUUUACACGAAACAUUCAACAAAACAAUAAUAGGGGCUUCGAAAGUGAGUCCCCCCCAGGAGCGACUCCAAUAUCAUCGGAUGGAUACUGCUGCCCCCUGUCGCACUUGAAAGUAGUCCCGGCCGGUUGGUUGAAUAACUGUGAAGCGCGCCUAAGCAAUCGGUGCAUUGGUCCCUGCAAGUUCCCAGUAGGUAUCCAGUCAUGGCUAAAGAAACCGGCGCCGCCAUCAUGAAGACCCAGCAGCUCCUGGCUGCCAUGGCCGACACCCACCUGGAACACAUGUGCCUCCUGGACAUCGACUCAGAGCCGGCUGUGUCCCGCAACACUGGCAUCAUCUGCACCAUCGGUGCUGGGCGAGAAGGGCAAGAACAUCAAGAUCAUCAGCAAGCUGGAGAACCACGAGGGCGUGCGCAGGUUCGACGAGAUCCUGGAGGCCAGUGACGGCAUCAUGGUUGCCCGCGGCGACCUGGGCAUUGAGAUCCCCACCGAGAAGGUGUUCAUCGCCCAGAAGAUGAUGACCGGCCGGUGUAACAGGAUCGGAAAGCCCAUCACGUGUGCAACACAGAUGCUGGAGAGCAUGAUCAAGAAGCCCCGCCCCACCCGCGCCGAGGCCAGCGACGUGGCCAAUGCCGUGCUGGACGGCAACGACACCAUCAUGCUGAGCGGGGAGACCGCCAAGGGGGACUACCCCCUGGAGGCCGUGAUGAUGCAACACAAGAUCGCCCGUGAGGCCGAGGCGGCCAUGUACCACAGGCAGAUGUUCGAGGAGCUCCGCCGCACCUCCCACUUGACGCGCGACCCCACAGAGGCCAUCGCCAUCGGCACCGUCGAGGCGUCCUUCAAGUGCUGCGCCAGCGCCAUCGUGGUGCUCACCAAGACCGGCAGGUCAGCCCACCUGCUGUCCCGGUACAGGCCCCGCUCCCCCAUCAUCGCCGUGACCCGGUGCGGGCAGGCGGCCCGCCAGGCCCACCUAUACCGCGGGAUCUACCCCGUCCUCUACACCAAGCCCGCCAACGACGUCUGGGCCGAGGACGUGGACCAGAGGGUCAACUUUGCCCUGGAGUAUGGCAAGCACCACAACUUCCUGAAGUCCGGCGACGUCAUCCUGGUAGUGACCGGCUGGCGCCCGGGCGCAGGGUACACCAACACCAUGCGUGUUGUCCUGGUGCCUUGAACCACCUGACCCCCCCCCCCCCCCUACACCCUACACGCCCCCUCCUGGGGCAUUAGAAAAGCCCUCCGUCUCUCCUCUCCCUUCAGUCCAACUUCUAUAGAGGACCACUGUCACCUCCACCUCCACAAGGCCGGUCCCCGAGCCUUCUGAGACAGUCACCCCACACAGAACGACAGCAGAACGAAGGCCCACCCGAUUGUAACCCGCAGUCCUCCUCCACCUACCCGCCCUGAUUCCACUUGUGUGAUCUACAGAUGUGUUACUCACUGUCUGGGUCCUCUUCCAUUAGUGUGUGUCUGUCCUGAGGCAAAUACAUGCAAAUUAUUUUAUGAUGUUCUGUCAUCUCUAUUUUGUCAUGUUAGUUUGUGUCUGAUUGAUUUUGCAUUGUUACCACAGAACGCCAUGUCAGACCUUUUGGUUUGGAAGCUGGGAACUUGAGGUGAACAUGUGGAUGAGUUCUAAUGCAGACAUUUGUUCAGUUCAGUGGCCAUCUGGAUUGUGGAAGUGACGUGACAUGGAUUUAAAAAUAAACAACAUCAAUUAACAAUAAACAAAUAAUCAACAUCAAA
Messenger RNA from Gadus morhua (Atlantic cod), 1911 nucleotides. It is a transcript of the gene pkmb, whose product is annotated as pyruvate kinase M1/2b. Gene Ontology annotation, biological process: glycolytic process. Gene Ontology annotation, molecular function: pyruvate kinase activity; magnesium ion binding; potassium ion binding. The record is from RefSeq and is a predicted model, not a curated record. NCBI's taxonomy places the organism in Eukaryota, Metazoa, Chordata, Actinopteri, Gadiformes, Gadidae.